Messenger RNA from Ilyonectria robusta, 567 nucleotides. RefSeq lists its product as uncharacterized. The record is from RefSeq and is a predicted model, not a curated record. The transcript is spliced from 3 exons. NCBI's taxonomy places the organism in Eukaryota, Fungi, Ascomycota, Sordariomycetes, Hypocreales, Nectriaceae. The coding region runs from base 1 to 567 and encodes 188 amino acids. Gene Ontology annotation, cellular component: membrane.
AUGUCGCGCGACCAGAUACACAGUGGCAGGUCCCACAAGGCCAUUUCUGUAUUCUUGCGCCUGGGUGAGCUUUCUUCCGCCGUCAUUGUCUUGGGCAUUCUCAGUCGCUUUGCCUAUCUACUGGGAGUUGCUCAAGUUCAUGCCGACGGGAGAAUUGUCUACGCCAUGGUGACCGCAGGGAUCGGCAUCCUCUUCUCUCUUCUGUUCUGCCCCCCCUUCGAUAGCCUCUUCAUGGCCUUCCCGUUCGAUUUCAUCUUGUGGAUAAUGUGGCUGGUGGCAUUCUGCCUGCUUGAAACGAGAACAUCCUCGGGGGUCUGCUCUGCUCGCUGGUAUAACGAUUAUUGGGGCUACUACUGGGGCCGUUACUGGCGCGUUGGUGGCAUCGGAACAGUCAACGUCAACAGGGCGGGAUGUGGCGAGUGGAGAACAACACUGGCAUUUUCCUUCGUCGCUUCCUUCCUGCACCUCGUCAGUGGUAUUUUGGGAAUUUAUGUCUUCCGUACAUAUGUCCACGUAGCGGCGACAAUGGAAACUGUGAAACAUACAACAGAAAAGCUCUCCAAGUGA